AUGACACGUUUCAACGAGUCACGCACUCUAAAGCACGAGAUGGUGACAAAGGAGGCGAUCGCGGCAGGAGCUGCUCACUCAUUCACCUACCACUUCACUCGUCUCACUCUCCAGGUCAUGAAUAUACGCAUCGUUACUUGUGUGCUCCUUGGCAUUGCUAUUCUAUUCACCAUAAUCGGUGUGGCCACAAAUCAGUGGAUCGGAGACAAUCUUCUACGCAACAGCAGCAACUACAGCGUCACCGCCAAUGCUGUCGGCUACCUUCUGAUAGUGGGUGCGGUGCUACUUUGCAUCACUCUCAUCAUCGGCAUCGUGCAAGUUAGGCGAUCCACUGAGUCCUUCUGCCUGUGUGUUGCCUACUUCAUCACUCUCUACCUUGGAGUGGCAGCUUUACUCGUUGCGGUUAUCGUUUACACUGAGAUCCUUGCUAGGCAAUGGUCCUACUUCAUCUCUGUGGUCGGCUGUGUGUUCGCGCUUCAAGUGGCAAUCCUCGUGCCCACGUAUACCCGUUGCACGAUGAAGCAAACUACAACCCGCCGGACGAGACGUGAAGGAGGAGGAGUUGUCACAUGUCCACGUAAUUAA
Messenger RNA from Echinococcus granulosus, 585 nucleotides. RefSeq names its product neutral sphingomyelinase. Bases 1 to 585 code for a protein of 194 amino acids. Lineage: Eukaryota; Metazoa; Platyhelminthes; Cestoda; Cyclophyllidea; Taeniidae. The transcript is spliced from 3 exons. The record is from RefSeq and is a predicted model, not a curated record.